Messenger RNA from Theileria orientalis strain Shintoku, 447 nucleotides. RefSeq lists its product as hypothetical. The record is from RefSeq and is a predicted model, not a curated record. NCBI's taxonomy places the organism in Eukaryota, Apicomplexa, Aconoidasida, Piroplasmida, Theileriidae. The transcript is spliced from 4 exons. Bases 1 to 447 code for a protein of 148 amino acids.
AUGGAUGAAGAGGAUGAUAGAGUUCCAUUUCCUCAUGAAAAAAACCCAUUUGAAGAAGAAAAAUCGACAAGUGUAAACAAGAAGAAUAUUGAACAGAUUAAAUAUGAUUUCGAGUCAAAUAGGGAUUUCAAUAAGGACCUUGAUCUUCUGCCUCCACUGAUACCAAAAAAAGAUCCCGAUUUUCCCGUAUGUAAGCCUGAUGGAAUGCUCAUUGGCCAGAAUAACCCAUUCUUCACCGAAGAAUCUCAUCAAAAAAAGACCGGGUUACCUAACUUGAGGUACGAUAUAAUAGGACCCUACGGCAACGAGGUUAACCCUGACAUCGACACAUAUCCGCUUCACACAUCAAAGAAUAAAAAGGACGACAUGCCAGACUUUGGUUUUAAUAAGCCUAAUUUUAAUCCUAGAGGUCCGGGAGGCCCGGGAGGAUUUGGUGGUUUCUUCUAA